CGCGCCGCCGCUCUCUCCACAAACCCUAGCUUCCCAUCCCUCCCCUCCGCCGCCGCCGCGCAACACCACAACCACCAUGUCGGCCGUGCUGACCCGCCCGGCGCCGGGCACGGUGCAGUGCUUCGGGCGGAAGAAGACGGCGGUCGCCGUGGCCUACUGCAAGCCUGGCCGCGGCCUGAUCAAGGUGAACGGCGCCCCGAUCGAGCUUAUCCGCCCGGAGAUGCUCCGCCUCAAGGCUUUCGAGCCGAUCCUGCUGGCCGGCCGGUCUCGGUUCAAGGACAUCGACAUGCGGAUCCGCGUCCGCGGCGGCGGGAAGACGUCGCAGAUCUACGCCAUCCGCCAGGCCAUCGCCAAGGGGCUCGUCGCCUACUUCCAGAAGUACGUCGACGAGGCCGCCAAGAAGGAGGUCAAGGAGAUCUUCGGCCGCUACGACCGCACCCUCCUCGUCGCCGACCCCCGCCGCUGCGAGCCCAAGAAGUUCGGCGGUCGCGGCGCCCGUGCCAGGUUCCAGAAGUCGUACCGUUGAAGAAGAAGAAGAUGCCCCUGCGCUCCCUCCGGCGGACGGCGCGCCUCUUGGGCUGUCUCAUCUAUCUCUUUACUGCUUUUUAUAUGCCUAGUGUUUUUUGCAUUAUGUUGGAACAAUGAAAUGGGUGAUGGUGAUCUUUUGCUUCCUGCCUAGAUGGAAGGACCAUGUUAUGUUAAGAUUAUGUUAAAUGAUGAUGCUAGUUGAGAACUUAAUUAUCCUGUUGAGUUUCCUUGAA
Molecule: messenger RNA, 761 nt
Organism: Brachypodium distachyon (stiff brome)
Lineage: Eukaryota; Viridiplantae; Streptophyta; Magnoliopsida; Poales; Poaceae
Product: 40S ribosomal protein S16
Exons: 1
Coding region: 77-526 (149 amino acids)
Biological process (GO): maturation of SSU-rRNA from tricistronic rRNA transcript (SSU-rRNA, 5.8S rRNA, LSU-rRNA); translation
Cellular component (GO): ribosome; cytosolic small ribosomal subunit
Molecular function (GO): RNA binding; structural constituent of ribosome
Source: RefSeq, a predicted model, not a curated record